GGACAGGUUACCUGGUAACCACUCAAACACUGUGAUGAUAGGAUGGCAAUGCGGAAGAGCUCAAAGUCUAAAACAAGCAACAACUUGGUGAUCACCUCAGUUGCCUUUCAAGACCACAUCACACGGACCCUGCUGCAUCCAAAUUUCUCAUUUUCUGACCCUUUGCUGAGAUGCAAAAGAAACACACCCAAAAAUCCACAUGCAAGAGGAAGAGUGGAGAAUGGUCUGCAGCAGAGACAGGAUGGAGGAAAUGAGAGAGAAUAUGUCCUCGAUCCUGCUCCACCUCCUUUAACAUUAGCUCAGAAAAUGGGUUUGGUGGCUUCCCCCGCAGAGAGACUGACAGAGGACGAAUGGAUGCAGGUCAAGGCGAGGUCUGUUCAGCAGGGGGAAUCAGCUCAGCCCUGUGCAAUAUGCAGGGAGGAGUUUCGCCUCCAGCCUCAGGUGUUGCUGUCAUGCUCUCACGUUUUCCACAGAGCAUGUCUGCGGGCCUUUGAGAGGUUUUCUGGGAGGAAAUGCUGUCCUAUGUGCAGAAGGGAGCAGUAUGAGACUCGGGUGAUACACGAUGCAGCUCGUCUCUUCAGACACCAGUGUGCUACCAGAAUUCAGGCGUGCUGGCGAGGCUAUGUUGCUCGGAGGUGGUACAGACAUAUGAGGAAAACAGUCUGCCCAAAAGACAAAGACCUGCGCCGCAAAUUCUUUGAAGCAAAGUUGCAGGAGUUGAAUGACAGCUUUGUCCGAUACUGUCACACCGACACGGAGGCUUUUCUGAGUGAUAUCGACCGCUCCCUGUCAUCAAGCAGACGAGUGUUCGAGCAGCUGGAGAGAAAGAGCAUCUCCGAACCACAGGAGAACGACUGGGACCGAAUACAGAGCCAGGUUAUCCAGAGAGGUGUCUGGGACUGCCCCAUCUGCCUGACUGCACUGUGCAGCUUGGACAUCCCAACAGAAGCUGAUAGAUCCAGCCAUCAACAACGCAGACGAACCGUGCUCCUCUCCUGUUCCCAUCUCUUCCACCAGCUCUGCUUAGAGGCCUUUGAGUCCUUUGCUGCAGACAGCAGACCUUCAUGUCCCCUGUGCAGAUCUGCCUACCACAAAAAACUCAUCUAAAACAGCUUGACGCACUAGCGUAGAGGCCCCUCAGAGCCAAAGUGGAAGAGUAUCCAUUUGCAUCCCCUGGGGUGAUUGGCAGAUCAAGACCAAUUAGUUCAGUGUUACACUGUUACUAGCGUGCAAUAAAAAUACCAUCUUUCAUCUUUGUUACAAGAGUGAAGGACCAAUCACUUUGAUCAAACCUUUUUCUUCCCUCUGUCAUUAUGACACGCCCUGUCUGGAUGGGUUUAAGUAGGCAAAAGAGGUGAGAUAGGCAGGGAGAGAGAGUUAACAGUCUUGUCUGUGCCCUCACAGAUACCUGUCCCGGGAUCUAAGCAAGGGAAAGUUUGAACCCUCCGAGCAAAUGCAGUCACAACACAACAGGAAAUGUCACGGACAGUUCAACAGCUCCUUUUCUCCAGAGAUGAACUGAACGCUCUGCCUCAGGGUAGCCAAAACUGCUCAGCCACAAGUGAACUAAUCUAUCACCUAUGUGCAUAACAUCUCCAAACACGGCCUUACCUGUCACCCAGCACAGAUAAAUCACUGAUCAAAAAGUAGAUUCCUAACAGAUAAAUAGUAGAUCUAACUAAAGACAAAGAACAGUAUCAUCAUUUGUUCCAGGCAGACGGGUAAAAUGGUGAGAAAUUAAACUGCAGUAUCUUCAAUGACAUCAUUCCAAACUGAAGUUAAAUAUAUGCUUCCCCUUCUGCUGCCAGCAUCAAGUAAAAGACUGAGUUACAGUGAGGCAGAGAUGCUGAGUGAGGCUUCUGGCAGCCAGGAAGGCCCAGAGUAAUUCAACGUAUCCUCUCCAACCUUCACCACAGUCGAAAAAUUACGUCAUCUACAAAUAUGCUAAACACCAUGCUGAGACAACAGGGGCACUGGCAAGGUCAUUGUGACGCAUAGCAUCUGGACAGGCACUCUGUUGCUCUGAUAUCAGCAGAUUAGGGUCUUGAAAGGGCGGUGUGAACAAGUAUGUGUGCCACAUGCCUGUGCUGCAGUAUAUUUGUGAACUCUAGUUAUUAUAUUGGACUUUUAGAACACCUUCCAAGCCGGAUUACCUGUUGAAAUCGUACAUACAAUAGUGAAUUAACUGGGCACGGCUUGCAGGCAAGAAAUAUUCAUCUCAAAGAUGUUUUACCAGGUUAAGAUCUGAGUACUAAAAUGAUCUCAAGUACCUUUCCCGUUCUCUUUAGAGGAGGCCUUGUGUAUUACUAAUCUUCUUGAAGUACUGACUUAAAACUGUUUGCAGUGAAACCAUUAAAAAAAUGCAUCUGAUCAAAAACUGGUACUCUGGCUUCUGAUAUGAGCUGAGUGAAAAUUCUUCAAAUUAUCAUGCCAUCACAUCCUGUUUGUUGUUUACAUUUGAGAGGCAGGAGAUACUAUGUUUUAAUAUUUUUGCUUGAAGCAUAACUUUUAUAUGAUUGAGGAAUUAUUCAAAUUGUUGCCAAUUCAAUUAGUUUCAGACCCAGUAACAAAUUACCGUUUCUGUCUGGAACAUGUAAAAUGUUGUAACCCUUAGUCUGAAGGCAUUUAAAAGCACAAUUGUGUAAGCGAAAAUGAAAAAAAAAGUUUCUCGUAAAUUGAAUGUCAGCAGCUUACUUAGAAGUUCGAGGAGCAUGUCUCUAAACAUUUUACUUGUUAGAUUCAUCAUGCCCCUGACAAAGAAAACAGACACACAUGUCCAGUCAGCCAAUUUAAGCCAUAACGUUCCGAUCUGCAAGAAUUAAUACGUCAACAAUGCCAUUACAAAUGGGCAAUUGCAUGUAGAGGGAGUACAACAAAGGCGCAGACGUGUAAAUAAACAUAGAUGUAUCAACUGAUGUGGCUCAACCGUCCACAUCUACAAACACAAACUGACUAAGAGGAUAAUCUUUUCGAGGGGCUGGAUGCAGAGAGAACACAGGUGAAGCAAGAAGACAGCAUUGCUCACCUCUGGAGUGUGUCCUGUGAACUGUUGUUGAACUGCCUUCUACUCAACGCUCUCAGCAGAUCAAAGGAACGCCACUCUAGCCUUUAGUUUCACUAUGUGUGAGCACGGAUGUUGAGUGUGUGCGCGUACAUACAGUGUGUGCAUGAAAACAUUCAUGUCAACAUCCUCCCGUGCCUUUAAUUCCCACUUCUUUAACAGGGAAAAAUGAACUGCAGCUUGGCCUCAGUGCACACAUGGAGAUGUUGACCACUGUUAUUUUUUUUUUGCCACACAGUGACUUGUAAAGAUCAAACGGUCUCGGGGAUGAUAAGGAACAGAUUACAAUUAUUCUAUCAUUUAGUUCAAAGCAUUGCAGUGUGGAAUGAGCCCUACGGAACCAUACGCUUAGGUGGCAGUCUAUGGAGGUGGCCGGCGUAGCAUUCAAAAACAAGCGUUAUCAGGGAGUGAUCUCCCUUACCUCCCUGGUUUGAAAGGACACUCAUCCUCUUCAUUUACUCGCAUCUGUACACUUGGUUGCGUGCUUGAGUUAAUAUUAAAGUAGGUUUUGGAACCUGGCCCAAAUACUUCCUGCGUUUUGAGAUAAUUCAACGUCAAACGAGGAAUUUAGGAACAUAGAGGGGUGGACAUGAAAAGGAAAUGCAGGCGUCCUUAAACUCUUUAAACUUUCCCUUUGUGCCCAGCACAAGACUCCUGGUUUUCUUUUCAGAAGUCACUGAAAAGUUGCUGCUCUUUAAUGUCCACAGCACCAAGCCAAAACUUCUUGUAAAAGAUUUCAUUUCCAUCCUAUUACCCAGGCUACCAUUCUAGGCCUGACAUUAAAUGAGGCAAUCAUUUUGCCAGCAGUGACAGUGGCACUGGAGUGUCUUAAAUGGAUCCUUAAAAACUUCCUAAACAUAAAAUAUGGUCCUUGCUAUGGUGGCUGCUUUGCCCUUAAGCAGAAAGUUAUGAGAGUAAGACAGUGAUAGAGGAAGGCUGGUGUCAAAUGUGUGUGAAUUUUUCUGAAUGUCUGUCUGUGCAUGCGUGUGUGUAUGUGCGAGCACGCGCCUGGCUGAAUUUUCAAUGCUAAUUGAUUCCAGUGUGGCAUGCUUCAUCACACCCAAUAGGGCAGUCAACCCCUCCCCUCCCCUAUAAUGU
Lates calcarifer (barramundi perch) is the source of this 4159-nucleotide messenger RNA. RefSeq names its product ring finger protein 32 (gene rnf32). The transcript is spliced from 8 exons. The record is from RefSeq and is a predicted model, not a curated record. Gene Ontology annotation, molecular function: protein binding. Lineage: Eukaryota; Metazoa; Chordata; Actinopteri; Centropomidae. Bases 43 to 1107 code for a protein of 354 amino acids.